UUUAAGUGAACCACUGUUCAACUCCGAUUGCUUCUUUUGGGCCUCCGAUAGAGAGGAAAAGACUAAAACAGACUAACAUGGACUGGCGGCAUAAGAUGAGGAAAGCUUGGUUUGCUGUUUCUUCAAGAUUCAAGUUUCGUAAAUCUGGUUCAGGGGGUGGUGCAGCUUGUAGGAGUGCUUGUAGUUUGUUGAAGUUGCAAGAUGAUGUACAAAUGUGUGGGUAUAGAGAUGUGGAAGUAAUGUGGAAUAUGUUCAUUGAAUCUAAUCCAGAGCAAAUGGCAGCAGCAUUAGUGAAUUCUACUUCCAAACCCACCAGCACGCAAACCCAAAUGCCUUCUUCGAGGUCUUUCCUUUGGUCUCACAACAAAACAACCACCACCACUACCACUACAACUUCGUUUACUUCAUUCAAUCAAGUUAUAAUUACCACAGAAGAAAAAAAUGCAGAAACAAUUGGGGGGUAGAUAUGUAUGUAUUUAGUUUAUUCUCAUCGACAAAAUGGAAAUGAGAUAACAUGCUUUAUGUAACAGGAACACUGUUGACCAAAAC
Populus trichocarpa (black cottonwood) is the source of this 549-nucleotide messenger RNA. RefSeq lists its product as uncharacterized. Lineage: Eukaryota; Viridiplantae; Streptophyta; Magnoliopsida; Malpighiales; Salicaceae. The transcript has 2 exons. The coding region runs from base 78 to 464 and encodes 128 amino acids. The record is from RefSeq and is a predicted model, not a curated record.